CGCGGAGCCACAACUUCCGCUGGGAGGCGGAAGAACCUCUCGGCUGUACGCUCGGGAGUCCCGGGAGCGCUCAGGGACCGCUUGGGUUACGGGAAAGGGCUGCCGGGGGCGGACCGGCCACACUUGGGGUGUCGGGGCUGCGGGCGUGAGGGAUGAGGAGGGACCAUGGCCAGCGACGGGGCCAGGAAGCAGUUCUGGAAACGCAGCAACAGCAAGGUCCCGGGCAGCAUCCAGCAUGUGUAUGGAGCCCAGCACCCACCUUUCGAUCCGCUGUUACAUGGCACCUUGCUCAAGUCCACGCCCAAGGUGCCGACCACCCCAGUGAAGGCCAAGAGGGUCAGCACCUUCCAGGAGUUCGAGAGCAACACCAGUGACGCCUGGGAUGCUGGGGAAGAUGACGAUGAGCUCCUGGCCAUGGCGGCCGAGAGCCUGAACACUGAGGUGGUCAUGGAGACGGCCCACCGCGUCCUGCGCAACCACAGCCAGCGGCAGACCCGGCCUGCGCUGCAGGAGGUGCCAGCGCCCAAGCAGGAGCCAGAGCCCGCAGCAGAGCCGCUUGCAGCUCCAAGUGGGGACCUCCGGCUGGUGAAGUCAGUCAGUGAGAGCCACACGUCCUGUCCCACAGAAAGUGCCAGCAGUGUGGUCCCUCUGCAGAGGUCCCAGUCUCUCCCCCACUCGGCCACUGUCGCCCUGGGUGGGACGUCUGACCUGAGCACCCUUGGCAGCUCUGCGCUGAGCGAGAGAGAGGCUUCUCGCCUGGACAAGUUCAAGCAGCUGCUCGCGGGCCCCCACACAGACCUCGAGGAAUUACGGAAGCUGAGCUGGUCCGGAAUCCCUAAGCCAGUUCGUCCAAUUACGUGGAAACUUCUCUCAGGUUACCUUCCUGCCAAUGUGGACCGAAGACCAGCCACUCUCCAGAGAAAACAGAAAGAAUAUUUUGCUUUCAUCGAGCACUAUUACGAUUCCAGGAACGAUGAAGCCCACCAGGACACAUACAGACAGAUCCACAUAGACAUCCCUCGGAUGAGCCCUGAAGCCCUGAUCCUGCAGCCCAAGGUGACAGAGAUUUUUGAAAGGAUCUUGUUUAUAUGGGCCAUCCGUCACCCUGCCAGUGGAUAUGUCCAGGGGAUAAACGACCUUGUCACUCCUUUCUUUGUGGUCUUCAUUUGUGAAUACAUAGAGGAGGAGGAUGUGGCCGCGGUGGACGUCUCCAGCGUGCCUGCGGAGGUGCUGCGCAACAUCGAGGCCGACACCUACUGGUGCAUGAGCAAGCUGCUGGAUGGCAUUCAGGACAACUACACCUUUGCCCAACCUGGGAUUCAAAUGAAAGUGAAGAUGUUGGAAGAACUCGUGAGCCGGAUCGAUGAGCAAGUGCACCGGCACCUGGACCAGCACGAGGUGCGGUACCUGCAGUUCGCCUUCCGCUGGAUGAACAACCUACUGAUGCGGGAAGUGCCCCUCCGCUGCACCGUCCGCCUAUGGGACACGUACCAGUCUGAACCCGAGGGCUUUUCUCAUUUCCAUUUGUACGUUUGUGCUGCUUUUCUCGUGAGAUGGAGGAAAGAAAUACUAGAAGAAAGAGAUUUUCAAGAGCUGCUUCUCUUCCUCCAGAACCUGCCCAUGCCCGCUGGGGUGACGAGGACAUCAAGCCUUCUGCUUGCUGAGGCCUACCGCCUCAAGUUUGUCUUCGCAGAUGCCCCCAAUCACUACAAGAAGUGAGGCCCGGGGCCAGUGACAGUGGGCCUCACUGUGCAGAGGCAGUGUCCUCUCCUCACCUGGCCAGCUGCAGGCCCCUUUGAGCUGGUGCUGGCCAAGCACUGCCUUGGGAGCAGCCCAAUCCUGCAGGCGACUUGCCAGGGUGGGCCCAGGCGUCGAGGGCUGAGGGGGGUGGGGCAGCUCCAGUUUCCUGAGAUACCAAAGAGAGCCAAGGAGGGUCCCAGCUUUUGGGGACCAGAGAUGGGUCAGGCGUCCCCCUCACUCUGUCUCUGGAGUGUCCCUUGCCAAAUGCCCACCCUGGAACCCUAACCUGGGGGCAGCCAAGCGGCAGAGCCUCUCAGAGGCCUGCUGUCCAGGAGCCAGGCAGAGGAGGGGCGGCUCUCUCAGACCUUCUUCACCGUGCAAAAUCUCCAUGCUGCUGAGUGAGAGAGUAAAAUGUGGACAGGAUGCCGAGCGGGACCUUGCCAUCUGCUGGAGCCCUGUGUGCAGAGCCGCUGACGGCCAGCCUCACCCGGGCCUGCAAGCCCUUCACCCUGGGUGUUUGUUUUUGGUUUGAGUUUGGCUGGAAGGCCGCUGUCAGACGUUUGGAUCUCGGGGACCGUGGGGCAGGAGGUGGGGGCAGAGUGAGGCCUCUCUCAGUUGCCUUACUUUCCAUGUCUAAUCUUCAAAAGAGAGACCACCCCCACCCCAUCCUGGGGGCUCCCUGUUCCAGUAGCACUGGGUGGGUGGGGGCUCCUCUCAGAGCAGGAUGACCUGGCCUGUCGCUGGGCCUGCACUGGGGCGCUCUUCCAGGCAGAACUCCUCGCGUCUCCUGGCUCCCAGCAGCUCCGUUGCUCUUCCCUGGGUCUGCGGUGAGUUAGGCUUGAUCGCUUGCUGUGCUCACCUGCUCCUCGGCUCUGCAGGGGCUGCCUUUGCUGCUCCACACCAUCAGACUUGCUUCACACACACUCUCCAGGUGACAUGGACACCCUGUGGGGGCCCUGGGCCACAGGUGGGGUCGGUGGCCGCAGCCUGUCUCACCCUGAGCCAGGACAGGGCCCUCCCCUCAGCAACCCACUGUUGCCACUUCUCAGAUCUGUCCCUUGUUUAGGGGCAGUGGUGCCCUGCCUGUGUGCCUGGCCACUGCCCAGAGCUAUGGGAUAUCCAGAUGUGUGAUGUGUACCUUCCUGCUUCUAUUAAAAUCAUCUUGGUUCAUUACCAUGUGACUUGGAAAUUAGCACAGAGUACUGUGCAGAUGUCACGUGCUUCCAACUCUGUGGAGCCCAGUCAGCCCUAGAUCAGAUGGAGACUGUUUCUACCAGGAUCAAGGGUUCCUCCCAGACCACCUUUGAGUGGCCCCUGACCCCUGCUCCUUCGCCAGGGAUGGGGAAGAGCGAUCCAGUUACAAGAACAGCCAUCCCGGUGGCUCUGUGUGCAAGUCCCCACCCUGAGCUUCGCUCUGUAGCUCAGAGAGCUCUACACAGUCAGAAUGUUGGGGACAGAGCAUCUGCCCUUUGAGGCAGGUUAUUUUUCAAAGGGGAAGGAUCCUCAAAGCUAAAUUUUGUCCUGCCUGUAAUUCUGUGUGGAAAUGCUGGACUGGAUGCGAGGGACCCAGUGAUACUCCUGGUUCUGAGCAGGUGACCCAAACCAUCAGGAGGGUCUGGGAACAUGGAAUAAAGAUGGUAAAUGCAGCCUGCGGCCGUCUGGCCUGGGACGUGAGGACUCACUUUUCAAGCAGGCCCUGACCCAGUGCUGAGUCUUGAGUGCCAGGACCUGUGGGCACCUGUGGCGCCUCGGCAGAGGAGGGUGCACUCGAAGGGUGGUAUGACAGGACCCACUGGGCUCCGGUCCCCCAAGCUCAGGCCCCGCACUGCCAGAGACAGACGCUGGUAGCGUCAGGGUGCAGGCCCCGCCCUGGGCUUUGCCAGAGGUCUGCUCGGUGUGCCCCAGGAUCGGGCCAUUCCCCCCAGCCUGGCACUCGGGCACACUCGACCUCCAGCCCUGGGAAAGACACACUCCGCCCCUCCCCAUCACCAAAGCAGCCCUGCCGAGCCCACUUCUCAGGAGUCGUGGAGGCCGCGUGCCUGUCUCCGUGCCCGUCUGUACCCCCACGUCUGGGAUCCUCCCACAACAGCACUUGGGUUUCUGCCUGCUUGUGCUGCUCUGCCGCCAGGCAUGGGCAGUGCUUUCUGCCCCCAAGGGUGGACUGUAACCCAAUGGACUGAGCUGAGGGUGCGCCAUAUGCCUAGACUCAGUGGUACCCACUGUGGUCUACAGAACAGGGCCUGGUGGUCCCUCCCCGCAGCCACCAACCCUGGGCUCCACUAGGAUCUCAGCAGCUGCCUCCUGCUGUUUGCCAUUCUGGUUUGCACUAGGCCCAGCUGAGGCCUUCACUGCCAAAUCAGGGUGCCCUAUCCUGGGUGGCCCUGUCCCUAUGCACCUCAUCCGCCUGACCCAUGGAAGUGACCUGGCAUGCUGGCUCUACUGCUGUGUGUGAAGGGCCAGAGGUAGCCCUGCGGCAGCCAGGCCCUGACCAGGGCAGCUUCGUUAGGGCGGGGCCGAGUCCCGGGGUGUCUGAGCUGCUCAGGCUAUAGAAGGGACUAACAGAGAGCUGGUGUGCUUGUUGAUGGAGCAGGACGUGGGGACAAGCUGCAGAAAAGCCAUCUCGGCUGCAGGGAGUGAAACCUCCAGUUGCUCUGACCAGGCCCUAGCCCCAGCCGGUCUGCUCUCAGGCCGUGGUUCCCGAGAGCUUCCUUGAGGCAGACAACUGAGGCGCACUCUUCCUGGAGCCUACUGCCGCCCCCUACGUGCUGCCCUCCUCUCGUCCCCAGCCCUGGACUCCCUCCAGGGCAGCAUUUAGCCCCAGAGGGUCAGUUGCUCAGAUCUGUCCCACUCCGCUCAGAGGCCUUUUUCAGCUCCGCCCUGCAGCCCUGGUUGGGAAGUCCUCAGCAAGGGACGGCUGAAUGAGUGCACAAAGCCACUUCCACUACCCAACCUCAGGCCACUGGCAAUCGAGGCUGGUUAGAAAGUCUCCCGUCAAAGAACAGUCCAGGACCAGGUGGCUCACUGCUGAAUUCUACCAAAAGAAUCAACACCAACCCUUCUUAAACUCUUCCAAACAACCAAAGAAGAGGGAGGACUUCCAAGCUUUUUUAUUAAAACCAGGCCCAACAUUAAAUUACCCUGAUAUCAAAGCCACACAAGGACAUUACAAGAAAAUAAAACCACAAGCCAGUAUCCUUUUGAUGAGCAUAAAUGCAAAAAUCCUCAACAAAAACUAGCAAGACAAAUGCAUGGCACAUUUCGAAGCCUCAUCCCCCCCUGAUCAAGUAGGAUUUACUCCUGGGAUGUGAGGAUGACUCACCACAGGCAUGUCAGUAAAUAUGAUACCCCACAUUAACAGAACGAAGAACAAAACCCACACGGACGUGUCAUUAGAUGCAGACAAAGCAUUUGACAAAAUUCACUGUCCUUUUAUGAUAAGAAAUUGGAUCAAAACGGCUACUGAAGGAAUGUACCUCAGCACAGCAAAGGCCCUCUGAGAAGCCCACAGCCAGCCCUGCACUCAGUGUGCAAAGUUAAAGCCCUUUUCUCUGAGGCCAGGUGUUCAGGACAGGAUGCCCACUCUGACCUCUGUACUCGGCAUGGCACUGGAAGUGCUCCCCAGAGCAGUCAAACAAGAGAAAACUGGGAAGGCAUCCCCCUGGGGAAAGGAGAAGUUAAAUUGUCCCUGUUUGCCAGUAACAUGACACAUCACCCAUACACAAUCAGAACUGAUAACUGAAUUCAGUACAGUUGUAGAACACAAAACUACAUUUCCAUACACUAACAACAAACUACAUGCAAAAGAAAUCAAGAAAACAAUCACAUUUACACCAGCUGCAAAAAUAAAACAGCAAUAAAUUUAACCAAAGAGGUAAAAGAUCUGUCAACUGCAAACUAUAAAGCAUUACUGAAAGGAAUUGGAGAAGACAAAAUUAAGUGGAACGAUAUCCCAUUUUCAUGGAUUGGAAGAAUGAAAAUUGUUAAAAUAGCCCUUCCACCCAAAGUGAUCUAUAGAUACAGUGCAAUCAAAGUGCCAAUUUUGUUUUCAUUGAGAUAGAAAAUCACACGUAGCCAAGCAGAAGAACAGCUGGGAGGGUCACACUGCCUGGCUCCAAACUGUACUACAAAGCUGUCUCAAGACAGCACAAAACAAAGCACAAAGUAACCACAUCACCUAAUGGAACAGAAUGGAGAGCCCAGAAGUGAACCCGGGCACGUACACUGGGAGAAAAAUCACAUCCCCUAAUAAUUCUAGAUGAACUGAUUUGAAUAUAAAAACUAAAGUCCCCCCCAAUAGUCAAAAUAAAAGUAGGCGACUAUUUUUAUAUCUGCACGUGGAAAAAGGCUUUCUAAACAUGAUGCCAAUGGCAAAGACAGCAUAGAAAACUACCAGUAAAUACCUGUAGGUCGCACUACCCGAGCAACUGCAAGGACCACCGAAUCCAAGAACUUCAAUAAACAAAGAUUCCUGAUAAACAAUAAGCUGGACCAACAUUUGCAACAGGUGAGACAUUUGAAUUCCUUAGUACAUACAGCUCUUGGAAAUGGAUAAAAAUGGGCCCAGCACAGCAAAUAGGCAGUUCACUAAAAGAAGCAAUUCAAGUGAUAGCAUUCUCACAAUGCUAAUAGUUAAAGAAAUGGAGAAAAUACAGGACAAGAUGUCAGGCUCCGUCAAGUAGCAACUGUGGAUCCAGGACUGCAUUUGAUCCUUUGUUAUGUAGCAAUAAAAAGCCAAUACACCUUCUCUUUUAGUCUGUAUUUUUUCCCAAAAUUUGCAAAUUUGUUGUUGUUGUUCUACUUUCAAACUGCAGAGUAUGUCAGAAGAGGACAUGACCCAGAAUCAGCACUUCGUGGAUUAUCCCAGGGCAAACCCCCUCACCCGGGUUGAGACAUAGAACACCCCAGACCCUGUGGCCCCUGCUCUCCUCCCCAAAGCACCAGUCUGAUGUCCACCCCGGUCACCUGUCUUUCAGUGGUACCAGGGGAAUCACACAGCACACACUCUCACGAACAGCCUUUUCUGCCCAACGCUUUCUGGUGGCGUGGGGUUUCCUUUGCCAUUGCUGCGUGGUCCUGCAUUAUGUGAGUAUGGACCGAUUAUGCAUCUUGCUGCUGGAGGACCAUUUCUGGUUGGGCCACUUUAAAUAAUGCUGCUGUGAACAUGGGUGUGCAGGUCUCCUGCAGGUGCGUGCCCACAGUCUGGUUGCUCUUCACCCAGAAGUGGGGCGGCAGAGCCCUGUGCAGGGAACCUCCCUGUACUAAGGAAUGCAGACGGUUGGGCAAAGCAGCCUCUCCUGAUAGGCUUCCACCAUCAGGGCAGGAUCUGAGGGCCUCUCUCCUCCUCUCCUGCACUCACAACCAUCAGCCUUGGUCAUUAUGGUGGGCAGGCUGUCUUCUCUGGCCCUGCCCCCGCUCAGCACGCAUGCCUGGCCUCUGGCAGCCUUUCCUUCCUUCUUCCCUUGCUGCCCAGACAAACAGAGGCCUCUCAGGACAUCUUGUUAUGCUAAUAUCAGAAGCAUUUUCCUCCUGCCAUUAAAAUUCUUCAAAAACAUUUUAAUGACCGCAUAGUAUUCAGCUACAUGGAUAAGCAUAAUUAUUUGGUUAUUCUCUUAUGCCUCAAGUGGAUUUUUUUUAACUGCUGCAAAAAGAAUUUUUUUAACUGUUGCAAACAUGGCUGAGAUGAAUAGCCACAUUUCUGAACUUCCCCUUCUGCAUUUUGAGUAGUGGGAGUCUUCAGUCCCCACUGCCAGAUGCAUGAGUUAGCAGGACUUACCAAGGUCCCCAGCCCAUAGCGACUUGCCGUGAGGGAAAGAUCUAGUCAUUUGGUUUACUGUGGAACGUCUUAGUAGAAGUUUAAGAAAUGAUGUGAUAAUCUAAGUAUAACUUUUUACACGGCAGAAACAGUGUGGAACUGUUGGAGAAGAGAAAGAUCAAAACUGAGGAGGCAGGAAGUAGAAAAAAGCAAGGGAAAGCAUGGUAACAUAGGAAAUGUUAAUUACCUGCUCAGAAGAGGCACGUGACGCAGCUUGGAAAUCAUAAAACAGCGUGGUGUUGAAAAGAGACCCGAGUAAGACUUUCUGAAGUGAAAGAAAUGUGAGGGCACUGACCAAACCCAGAGUGGCUGGGCCGUCUGCUGCCUUCGUCCACGUGCCAGAGAAAGCACUCCCACGUCCGCGGAGCUUCCCUGCUCACGGCCUGCAAGGGUGAGGCCACCUGCACAGGUGAGCACCCCUGAGCCACCAGGAACCGCUGGCCUGUCCACAAGUGUAGCCACAGCACGGCUCCUGCAGAAAGCGGCAGACCCCUGGGGAACAGGUUAAAACUAAGACAACUGGAUUCAAAUAAUGAUGCGGAAACAGAUGCUACUGGAGUGGAAAAGAGAUGAAAGAACGGAGACGGCCGAACCAGACGUGGAUUUAGGCCAGUCUCGAACCUCCAGGAGGGCAGGGACCUGGGCCCGCUCCUCAGGUGGGCUGCCUCUGGUGGCCUUCAGAACCAGCACCCAUCUAUAGAUGGAGCCGAAUAAAUGUUUGUUGAACAACAGACAACUCCUAACGAAUGAAUUUUAAAGGAACAAGGGGAAACUGCGGAUGCUGGAGGAAUUUUAAAAAUCAAAAGCAGCAAGAGAAGAAUAAGUAGCCAAAGACUAGGAGAAAAUAACUGCAAACGCCGGCAUCAGUAGAGAACUGUACACAAAAAUAAGAAUGUGAAUCCCAACAAUAAGAGAAUGAGAAGCCCAGUUAAACGGGCACGUUCAGAUCUCACGGGGGAGGAUGGCAGGUGGUGAAGGAGCACACCGAGAGCGGCUAAGUGACGGAGUCACUGGGGAACGCCAGGCAAGCAGCAGUGAGGCGCCACCUUGCCCUGUAAGGGGGCAGGUCCAGAACGCUGACCGCCCCAGCACCGGUGAUGUGCGGGGCAACAGCCAUGCUUGGCGUUGCUCUUGGGGACAGCAUGCCACUGGGGACAGCAUGCCGGGGCGGCUCUGGGAGACAGCUCGAGGUUUCUCCCAAGUUAAAGGUUCUCAGUCGUGGCCUGGAUACUUGACCCAGUUGAUCUGAAGGCUUAUGAGCCCAUGAAGCCUACAGCCAAUGGCCCGCACGUGGACGCAACCGGAGUGACCUCCGUAAGUGGGAACAUAAUUGGUGGUGCGUCCAUGCAUUGGACUCACAUUCAGCAAUCAGAGAGGCCUGGAGGAAACGCAGGCACGUUGACAAGUGAAAGAGCGUGGCCUGGAGGGCUCCACGCUGCGGUUCUCUAUGUGACGCUCAGUACAAGGCAAGAUGACAGCUGGUAAAAAGACCAGCGG
This is a messenger RNA of Sciurus carolinensis (gray squirrel), 9049 nucleotides long. RefSeq names its product TBC1 domain family member 22A (gene Tbc1d22a). Lineage: Eukaryota; Metazoa; Chordata; Mammalia; Rodentia; Sciuridae. Gene Ontology annotation, biological process: activation of GTPase activity. The transcript has 13 exons. Bases 166 to 1719 code for a protein of 517 amino acids. Gene Ontology annotation, molecular function: GTPase activator activity. The record is from RefSeq and is a predicted model, not a curated record.